AUGCCAAGAAACUUAUACCUUUACGAAGAGGUUUGCUUGCAUACCUGCAUGGCCGACCCGUCCAAUCAACUUUCUUACGCACAUCAUGAAGGGAGCUCAACAAUAGAUCACAUUCAAGCCCACGCACACAAUCUACACACAAUCUACAAAGAGAAGAAAAAAAAUUCUCUACUCAACACCCUCAAAAUGAGGGACAAAAUCAAUUCGGAGAUAGCACCAGAGUACUCCAACCAUGGGUUGACUCCAGCUGGCGUUCCUGGUGGGGUCGCAUACGUGGCACUUGCCUCCAAUAUGCAAUAUCUCGCGUCUCCUAUUUUCUCGCGCUUCAAAACGCAUUUCCACUCGCAGAGCAGUUAUAGGCCCGAGGCGAGAAAAACGGUCACCAGGCCCGAAACUCCGCCAGCCGUGAACAGGCCCGGUUUGUUUGCUAGGCAGCUGGGCCGGGGCGUGGCCCAAUUGGUGAGGUGGCCCGAUUCAAUGCUCAGCCCAAUGAGCAUCAGGAUCUCUGCAACCGCGAAUGAUAUCCUGAAAAUCAUAGAUUUGGGGAGACACAACAAAAGAUACAUAGGAGUAUAUUAA
This is a messenger RNA of Striga asiatica, 579 nucleotides long. The record is from the annotation of a GenBank genome assembly. Lineage: Eukaryota; Viridiplantae; Streptophyta; Magnoliopsida; Lamiales; Orobanchaceae.